This is a messenger RNA of Aspergillus affinis, 4254 nucleotides long. Its product is annotated as cation-transporting P-type ATPase PCA1. The transcript has 3 exons. The record is from RefSeq and is a predicted model, not a curated record. The coding region runs from base 1 to 4254 and encodes 1417 amino acids. Gene Ontology annotation, cellular component: membrane. Gene Ontology annotation, biological process: monoatomic cation transport. Gene Ontology annotation, molecular function: ATP binding; metal ion binding; ATP hydrolysis activity. Lineage: Eukaryota; Fungi; Ascomycota; Eurotiomycetes; Eurotiales; Aspergillaceae.
AUGGGAUUUGACUGUUGCGGCUCACCGGCUCCAGCCCCUGAACCUGAUGUAACCCCAAUCGUGACUUCAACUGCGGAGACGAACAGUUGUACGUUUUGUCCUCCCGACACCACGACCCCCGCUCAUAGAGAGCCUAUCCAGGAGAAAUCGGAUAGUUCCUGCUCUCCUGGCAAAUGCUCGGACAACAAAACCGAGAAUGAUACAGACGCGCCUGACUGCUGCCGUGGCAAAGUCGGCCCAUGCUGCGACAUGUCUUGCCUUGACCGCUUGGCUAUGCGGGAAUGCGAGAUAGGUGCUGCGGCUCCUCCCGGCCCAAACGGUCAGCAAACCAUUUGUGGAGGGGCUAUCGACCGCAAGGCAUGCAGUCAACAUAGUCUCUCCGCCCUCGACCGCUAUGGCGCUACUUUGCAAGCCCUGGGAUGUAUCUGCCGUGCGCUCAUUGCUCUUGGCCAGGAAACCUGCUGUGAAAUUCGCGAGCGCCGCUCACUGGACGGGAAGCACUGCUCGAGGAAAUCAUCCGCUCGUUCCCUUCUUCGCACUUCGCUGGGUUCCUGCAGCAGCAACGGCUCUGUCAUCAAGGAUCAGGCCGCGCAGAACCAUCCUCGCCUACGGAGGGCCUCUGGUGAAAGCGCCAGGUCAGCCAAGAAGCCAUUCGCGGAUGCUUGCGUCUCUUUUCCUUCGAAGGACAAGCACGCCAGAGAGCCUCCCGUCAAAAGCAAGUGCUCUAAGUCGUGCUCCUCUGAGGGCACACCUGUCAGGGAACGACCCCUAAAGGGCAACUGUGCCGACGCUUGCUGCACGGAAAAAAAGUCUAACAAAGAAGCCCCAGCGAACAAAAAGUGCUCGUAUGCUUGCUGCUCUCAAGACACGCCGGUCACGGCUCCAUCCGUCGAGGAUAACUGUGCUAAGUCUUGCUUCUCCUUCGAAAAGUCCGCGAAACAGCCUGCUGCGCAACCUGGACGCCUUGUUUCUUGCUGCUCGGAGACUUCUUCUGCCGAGGAAUCCUCUCCCAAGCUUGACUGCACUGGAUCUUGCUGUCUCGGAGACGAGUGUGUCAAAGACAAUGACACGAAAAGCAUUUAUGCGGAUUCGUGCUUUUCGAAGCUCAAGCCCGUCGUUGAGCCUCCCACUAGUGAUUCUGCAGGAUCUUGUUGCGGAACAGCUAAGAACGCGAUCACUAAGGAGCCCUCUGGUGCCGCCUCUGGAUCUUGCUGCAAACCACCGAAACAGGAUAUCUUCAAGACCCCCAAAACUAGUUGCGCAGACUCUUGCUGCACAGAAAGGCAGCCGAUCAGCCCUCAAGGCUCUUGCGCCGAUGCUUGCUGCUCCUCUACUCCACUCAAUUCUGGUUUUGGGAUUGAGAAAUCCCCGAUUAAGGCCAUCACCGAUAUAGAGAAUCAGGGUAACGGCAAGGAACAUGUCGUUCUCAGUAUUUCUGGCAUGACUUGUACUGGUUGCGAGACAAAGCUCAACCGAAUCCUCGUUAGCGUCCCCACUGUCAAAGACCUGAAAACUAGUCUGGUUCUCUCACGAGCCGAGUUCAACGUCGAUCUCCGCCUUGGCUCGGUGGAAGGAGUCAUAAAACAUCUAGAGCGAACGACUGAAUUUAAGUACGAAAGAGUCCAGAACCAGGGAUCUAGCCUAAAUCUUAUUGUCCCCGGUGAACCCUCAAAAUUCAUUAGUCAGAAGUGGCCGGACGGAGUAAUUGACAUGGUACCCGUGGACAAGCAGACCGUGCGAGUGGCUUUUGAUCCGAAGAUUCUGGGAGCUCGAGACCUCACCGAGAAGAUUUGGGGUCAGCCAAUUGGACUUGCUCCUCCACGCGGUGACCCUUCCCUGGAGGCUGGCAGUAAGCAUGUUCGCCAUGUCGGGUAUAUGACCUUUUUCUCCGCUGUCUUGACGAUCCCGGUCCUGGUCAUGGCAUGGGCUCCGCUUCCUGAGAGGGAGGUGGCAUAUUCCUCGGCUUCCCUCGCCUUGGCCACGAUUGUUCAAGUUGUCAUAGCAGGACCUUUCUAUCCCAAGGCCCUGAAAGCUUUCAUUUUCUCCAAGGUUAUAGAAAUGGAUCUUUUGAUCGUCUUGAGCACCAGUGCUGCCUACAUCUUCUCGGUUGUCUCCUUUGGGUACCUCAUUGCAGAAAACCCCCUUUCAACCGGUCAAUUCUUUGAAACGAGCACUCUCUUGGUCACUUUGAUCAUGGUUGGUCGAUGGGUUGCCGCUCUCGCUCGUCAGAAAGCUGUUGAAUCCAUUUCUAUCCGGUCACUUCAGGCAUCGAGAGCUAUCCUUGUCGACAAAGAGAGCGGAACGGAACGUGAGAUCGACGCCCGGCUUCUUCAAUACGGCGACACCUUUAAAGUUCUCCCUGACACCAAAAUCCCGACCGACGGCACUGUCAUCAAUGGGUCGUCCGAGGUUGACGAGUCUAUGCUCACUGGUGAAUCUAGACCGGUGGAAAAAUAUCCCAAGUCUGUGGUGAUUGCUGGGUCUAUCAAUGGACCUGGAGUUAUGACUGUUCGACUGAACCGUUUAGCUAGCGAUAACACUAUCAAUGAUAUUGCUGCGAUGGUCGAUGAGGCCAAACUGUCGAAACCCAAGAUGCAGGAUCUAGCGGACCGGGUCGCAUCCUAUUUCGUACCGGUUGUUGUGGCAUUAACGAUCAUCACGUUUGUCAUUUGGGUCGCAGUGGGCAUGACUAUUCGUGGAUACGAUGGAUCUGAGGCUACAAUUCAGGCCAUCACCUACGCUAUUACUGUCCUCAUUGUCUCUUGCCCCUGCGCUAUUGGAUUGGCUGUUCCUAUGGUCAUUGUAAUUGCCAGCGGAGUCGCAGCGGAAAGAGGUAUCAUCUUCAAGUCAGCAGAUGCUAUUGAAUUGGCUUAUAAGACGUCGCACGUCGUGUUUGAUAAGACUGGGACCUUGACUCAGGGAAAGCUUUCUGUCGUCGCGAAGGUCUGCGCCGACGUGGACCAACUCCCGCUUCUUCUAGGCCUCAUCGAAAACAGUCGACACCCAGUCUCGGUUUCUGUGGCUGCCCACCUAAAGGAUGCUGGAACUAUGGCUUCGACUGUUCCUGAGCCCAAGAGCCUUACUGGUAAAGGUGUUGAAACUAUCUUGGGUGGCCGGAGACUUCGAGCAGGCAAUUCUCGCUGGCUGAAUUUAUCGGAACAUAAACUUGUCCAACCAAUGCUUUCUCAAGGAUACACUGUCUUCUGCUUUACAAUCGACGAUGCGUUAAAUGCGGUCUAUGGCCUUGAAGAUGAGCUUCGACCUGACGCUACAGGGACGAUUGAGACCCUGCAGAGGCGUGGCAUCUCGGUACAUGUGGUUUCUGGCGACGAUGACGGAGCUGUUCAGAUUCUAGCGUCCAAGCUUGGUAUUCCUGGCGAUAAUGUGCGUUCUCGAAGCUCACCCGCUGACAAGAAGGACUACAUCCAGAAGCUCCUCGGUACUGGCACAGAUCGCAAGGAACCGGUUGUUGUUUUCUGCGGUGACGGCACGAACGAUGCCGUUGCUCUCGCGCAGGCUACGAUCGGCGUCCACAUGAACGAAGGCACGGAUGUCGCGCAAUCCGCCGCGGAUGUGGUUCUCAUGCGGCCUUCUCUGGCUAGUAUUUCCACUAUGAUGAACGCCAGUCGGAAGUCCGUCAACCGCAUCAAGUUCAAUUUUGCAUGGAGUUUCGUAUAUAACACCUUUGCAGUCCUUCUCGCUGCGGGUGCUUUUGUCAAUGCGAGAAUUCCUCCAGAAUUUGCGGGGCUAGGAGAGUUGGAGACUGUGUUUCCUGAUUAUGCGAACAAAAAUGAGAUCUUAAUGCGCUUGUCGCUUGCGUUGGCUGGGCUAGAUUACUUCUACCCAGACAAAUCCGCCGAUCAAGAGCAUACCAUACAUACGACAUCUCAAGACGCCGACACCUCCUACGUCUCUCAUAAUCACCGACCACCCCCUGGAACAAAUUCCACUUCGCCGUCGGAGCUCAGCAUUAACGCCGCCCAUCUAGAGGUUAUAUUUGCGCACCAUCAGAUUGGACUAAGGGGGUUCCGGAAAGCACUAUCCAACCUGUCAAAUCCCAACUGCUGUGAGAUCUUUGUUGGCGCCAUGCUCCUUGUCAGUUUUGCCUUCGGUUCGCUUCGAGUCAGAAACAUGAACGAUGUGGUCUCGGCGUCUUUCCAACCGCCAGAAUGUAUGCAGCAACUUCACCCACGAUUCGAUUGGAUAGUCCUCAUCCGUGGAAUGAUGCCUGCCAUCGGAAAAUACUGGGCCUAA